CCUGCAACUUCUGAAUAAAGUCAUGUUGCAAUACACAUAAAUCAAAAUACUGGAUUGCCUGCUUGAUAUACCAGCAUGUUUUCCAAAGGCCUUAUUGUUAACUUUGAGUCAUUUGUGUUGGGGCAGGGAUAUGUCCAAAAGGUGCAGCAUAGUGGCUCUUUGGGGCCGAAGCUUUAGACCCCUGGUUUAGAUUAAGGCAUUUUCAUGUGAUGAAAUGGUCCAGUCAAAGUCUAGAACUAGAUCCGAAAAUUCAUUCCUCACAGAUGCUUUCCCUCCAGUCUACCUGAGCGUGAGCGAUUUAGCGAAGAAAAAUGUGACAAUUCUCUAAACUUGUAACUGCUAAGUGUUUCUCUUAGACUUUGAAAGGUUUAAUGUAGAUCUAUGGCACCGUUUAGAAAGAAACAAUUGAAGAAUUGAAAAGCUGGAUAUCAAUAACAGUCUGUUUCACAAUGAUGGACUGACGUACGUUGCUCUUUUACAUAAAAUCUCAGUGAGAAACAUUGAGGUUGGUUGCUCUAAUGCAACUUUAUGCAAUUAGGUUUGAUGGUUAUAAAACCUUAGUGAGGCUCUCUGUUCGGUGAGCUUCUUAUCUGUGGAAGGGUCUGUCUUUAUAUUUAAACAGGAUAUUAACAGUUAGCUUCCCUCAGGAGUCCUUCCUACAAAUUUCACCACUUCCUCUUCUCUCUUGCUCAUUUCAUCGCUAUUGGCCUCGAGCCAGCCAAUGAGAGCUUGAGAGUAUAAAGGUAGUGGGCACUGAGUGAAACCACAAGGAAACAGGAAGUCAGGGAAAUUCUAAGAAGCGUUUGUCACUUUCACUCAUGCAGUCUUAUACAGAUGCUAAAAUGUGUAACAUGCUCCCACAGAAGGGCCAGAAUGGUAGAUUUAGCUUCAUAUCUCCCUAUUCUCUGGCUUCUUUGCUCACGCUUUAUUCUCUCCGGUGUUCUCCAAAGGUUUGCGCAGAAGAGCACGGCUCUUGUGGCAUGACGACGACUAACAAAGGAAAUAAAGCCUUAAAGGUGAAGCGUGAGCCGGGGGAAAAUGGCACCAGCCUCACUGACGAGGAGCUGGUGACCAUGUCUGUACGGGAGUUGAACCAGCACCUCCGGGGGCUCUCCAAAGAAGAGAUCCUGCAGCUUAAACAGAGGAGGCGCACCCUCAAGAACCGAGGCUACGCCGCCAGCUGCCGGGUCAAACGGGUCACCCAGAAGGAGGAGCUAGAGAAGCAGAAGGCCCAGCUGCAGCAGGAGGUGGACAAACUGGCCAAUGAGAAUGCUUCCAUGCGCGUCGAGCUUGACGCUCUCCGGUCCAAGUAUGAAGCCUUGCAGACCUUCGCCAGGACUGUGGCACGAAGCCCUAACGUCGGGGUGGGGGUCAGGGCAGGUGGGGGGGGAGGAGGAGGGGUGCCGUCGUCGGUCAUCAGCCCGCUCAUACCUGGGAAGGUGGCGACGGCGACGAGCGUGAUCACGAUAGUCAAGUCAAAGACAGACGCACGGUCUUGAGGGAGAGAAAGCUAAACAAGGGUUUAACAGGAUGGAGCUCAGCUGCAUCAGAGCAAGCCUCCUUCUCUGUCCCUCCCCUCUCCUCCACCUGCACAGACACCCAGCAGCUGGGCGGUGUCACACGGACCACCCCAGCGUGUUCCCAUCAUCCGUCUCAGAUUAGUGCAGAUGAAGGACAGGAUGGAAGCAGAGGAGGCUCACAAAGAGGCUUCUGGUCAGAGCGUGAUCAUCUAGAGCAGACUGGGUCCCUUGGCUAAUAUGUGGAAGCAAAUGUCAGAGAAUUGGAAAAUUUUAUUUAAGGUCACUUGUUAAAUCUCCAGUAUUUAUUUUAGAAAACCUGAAAAAGAACCUUUGGACAUUGUGUUGGGUUUAAUGAAAUGUUGAACUUAAAUUACUGUAUGGAUGCACAAACUGGUCACAAAAUGGCCAUACAAUUAAUCCAUUCUUUUUUCUUAUCCAACAAAGAUGACUCUUUAUUUGUGCAUCGCGUGCAUCUAACUUUGUCCGACUGUUAUAAAAACCCAAAAAGUGCAUCAAAGUACAUACAACAGAAUAAUACAUUUAUAUAAAAAAGCAACAGGAGUCAUUGCCGGAUGCUCUUAAUGGAACAGGGGAAAAAAUGUAAUGUUUAUCCACUAGAUUACCAAUUAGACUUGAUUAAAAAUCUGGUCAGUUCAAAUGUCUUGCAGUUUUGAUUUGGUGCCUCUUCAACUCAUAAAUCGGUACUCAGAGCACCAAGUUAUACAACAGCUAUGUAUUACAAAGAAACAAGUGACCUGCUGAUUAUAGACUGCACUGAAGCUCAGUCUUGUUUCACCCAAGAACUUUUUCAGAAAAGUACUAAUAGAGGAAUCUAUAUUAUACAAUGGUGGUAACUGUAUUUCUACUGUUUUGUACUGUGUCGUCAUUCACAUGAGGUCCAAGGUGUAUUCUCUGUGUGUGAAAUGUUAUAUAUCAGGAAUUCUGUGAAAUUCUGUGGCGAGUGUUUGUUCUGGUAUCGCUAUGUUUAGUUAGUUGUGUUAUUUUCUGUGGUCUUUCACUUUUAAUGUCCAACCCUUCUUUUUUUUUCCAACUGUUCCUCCUGGCCCUCCAGUUUGAAUUGUUUUUCAAUCGCAGAAAUCUUCCAGUAUUACGUAGAAAUCCUCUUUGAUGAGGGGAUUUGUCAAUUACAAGUCCAUAUUUAGCUUAAAUUGAAAUAAGGAAAAUGCAAGAUACCCUAUCAGUUAAAAAAGAAAAUAACCAAGUUACCUUGAUGUGUGAGAGUUUCCAGAAUUUGGAAGGCCAAGUGCCUUGGUUUCAAAAUGAUAUGCACCAAGAGGAGCUGAAGGAGGAUGCCGAUGUAAAGCUGAGCAUCAUUCAUUGCUGGACACAUUUUUGCUAACCCCUGGUAAAGACGUGUAAAAACUAUAAACAGGUCAUGAAAAAAGAAAAACUAUAACCCUUUCUUAUUUCUUGAAAUAUGCAUAAUCUCAAACUCAAAAGUUCAGUAAACAACUUGAACAACCAUUCAGUAAAAGAAAAGAAAAUAUUUAGAUGCAUCUUAAAAUAUGCCCCCAUCUGUUCGUCCCUAGGUGAACAGGUUGACGCACCAUUACCAGGGAUAGCAAUAAUUGUGGCCGGCUCCGGAGUUUGUUGUGCAUUGAUGAAGCUUUGCUGUAGCUAUCAGACUCAGAACAAUAAGACUCCUAGACUCCCAGAUUAAUAAUACUCCUUAUUAACUAUAAAGAAAACUGAAAAGAAAUUUCCAGAGAAUCUAAAAGGUUUUGUUUUGUUUUGUUUUUUCCUCCCCGGCUUUUACUUAAAAGUAGUCCUCUGUGGUGUUCUAUACUCGAAGAGUCUGUGUAUAGUGGAGUCUGUAAUUUUAUAAAGACAAUUAUCUUUGCAUUGUUUGUAAGUAUCACAAGAUCCGUUUGAUAUACAGUAAUCUCUCUAUUUUGCAAUUGUACCAAAAGUGGCUUAACUACUGAAUAGCUUUGUUUUUUUGUUUUGUUUUUUUUCUUUAGUAAAUAGGCAGGUGUGCGUAACAGUGAACUAGCGUUUGGUAUGCUGUAUAGGUAUGUAACGAGGUGAUUAUUAGCUAUUUUCUGGUUAUGAUUUGGAUCUGUUUAACAUUUCAGCCCAUGGUGGAUGAUGAAAUAAUGCGUAUCUGCACUCUUUUUCUAAUCUAGUCAUCUUUGUGGCCUGGUGAGGUAAUUUGUUAAGCUACACUUGCAAGGAGUGAAUUUGAACAUUUUUGCUUUUUUAACAAAUUUCAGAGCGGGCUGAUACGGAAUUACUUUCUCUGCCAGUGCUGAUCUGCAGGUCCUGUUGCUUUGGGGAUCAAAUUACAGACGGGGCUCAAUAAUCUUGUCUCUUCGAGUUAUCUUGAUAAGAUAGCAGAAAAGUGAAACUCUGUGAUUGGGGCUUUGUGGCUGCAUCUUCUCCACUCCUUCAGUAACUUAUUUUUCUACUGUGUGUUUAAGGCACUCUGUUUUUCUCUGUAUAUUUUAUGUAUAUUUAAUGUUGUUGUUGUGUUAGUUUUUGAGCUCUUCUGGAAGUGUCAGGGACGUUUAAUGAUAUUUGUAACUGUAUACGGUGUUUUAUAAAGUGGAAAGACUAUAUUCUGCUAUUUCAUGGUUUGUCUAUCUGGGUAAGGUUGACCUUUUUUCUUAGUACGAUAAUCCCAAGCAUUUAUAACCUGGUUUUAAACAUUUGUUUUCAUGAAAUGCAAACAAUUCAUUAGGUUUAAACCAUUAAUGUUAAAGAUGCACAAAUCAGGGUUUUAAUUGCAAAUACCAGUUUCCGAUUAUCUUUGUGGUCCGACUCGCUCAGUGGAGGUUUUUAGUUUUUUUUAUUUU
This is a messenger RNA of Cyprinodon variegatus (sheepshead minnow), 4336 nucleotides long. It is a transcript of the gene mafgb, whose product is annotated as transcription factor MafG-like. Gene Ontology annotation, cellular component: nucleus. Gene Ontology annotation, biological process: regulation of transcription by RNA polymerase II; regulation of epidermal cell differentiation. The record is from RefSeq and is a predicted model, not a curated record. Lineage: Eukaryota; Metazoa; Chordata; Actinopteri; Cyprinodontiformes; Cyprinodontidae. The transcript is spliced from 3 exons. Gene Ontology annotation, molecular function: RNA polymerase II cis-regulatory region sequence-specific DNA binding; DNA-binding transcription factor activity, RNA polymerase II-specific. Bases 819 to 1499 code for a protein of 226 amino acids.